AUGGCCAACCGGCAGAGCCUCAGCGGCCGGUCGACAUUUGUCCUCCAACAAACAAUCGACUACUUCGACAACUACUGGAGGCACCUCGCAGAAUGGCCAGGCGAGGCCCGCAUCCCCAUCUUCCAGCGACUGCGAAUACCCUACUGGAGCCCCGCGAGGCCCGACCCUGCCCUCAAUGCCCAAGGCCCCAUAGGCCCGGUGGGUAGAGGCCGCAAUGUGCCAUUCGCACAGACCACUAGGUCGGACACGGGAGGCGACACCGACCAGGGCAGGAUGAGGAGAUUCUUCGAGGAUAUGGGCUAUACCUUUAUCAAGGUGCUCGGCGCGGGUUCUCAGGGCGUCGCCGCCCUGCUCGAGUUUACCGGCCAGAGGCUGGUCAUCAAAUGGAGCCAGGAGCUGCCUGCACUGGCCACCGAGAUGUGGGCUGAGAAGAAGAUGGUCGGGGCGAGGCAUAUAGUCCAGCGCAAGUGGAGGCCCGGAAUGAUCAACACCGGCUGGGACAAUGACAGUGCUAUGAUGGAUGACAUACUCACUCUGGAAUACACGUUUGAGCAGGAGAUGAGGCAAAGUCUGGGCCCUGGUAUUCCGAUAAUGGGCCUUCUCCGCAAGAUAUCUACACAGCAGGCAUAUCUGAAGGACUCAGAGAUAUGGCGGAUAUUCCUGUGUCUCUUCCGAGCCUGCGUUGCUCUGACCUACCCCGGGCGCUGGGCCCCGCCAGGCUUCGUCCCCGACAACAACAACGACGCCCCGACACAAGAGGAAUUCGUCCCCGUGGGCAUUCUCGGCACCCCCGUUCCCACAGGAAACGGCAUCAUCAACUUCGACAUGAACGACCGGAACGUCAUGAUCGGCGACUUCAGCGCCGACCCAGCCCCGGGACACUCGCACGACCAGGUGCCCGUGGUGAAGCUGGGCGACCUGGGCGUCAUCACGAGGUUCCUGCCGCAUCACCGCAACAGCUUCUUCGCGCUGGUGGCGUGUAGGAUCCGCGGGAACAUGUGGUACCACACCCCAGAGCAGUUCAGUGAGACGUGGAAGAACGUCGACAGCAUGGAGUCGCUUGCCGCCGACGAGGUGGCCGGGAAGUUCGGCUGGACCACGAACUUGUGGCAGGUUGGCCGUCUCAUGACCAUCAUUAUAACCAGAAUGUUGCCCGACGUGCCCCCAACCUGCACGCAGAGGCCCAUCACGGUGAAUCCAGACGGGAGGACAAGGAUGAUCUGGACGUACGCAGGCCACCUGCUGGACCCGGAGUUUGACCACUACGACCCCCUGCUGCGCUCCACCGUCGCCUGGUGCAUGGCGCACCGACCGUCAGACAGGCCCGACAUACGCCUGCUCGAGGGCCUCCUCAUGAGCGCCGUCGCCGCCGACCGCUCCGCCGCCGAGGCCCAGGGCCGCGUCUCCGUCGCGGACCUGUUGGGCGUGCCGGCUCCUGCUAUGGGGGCGGCGUCCGCUGCUGUGGCUCAGAACCCCCCUCCGGCUCCGGCGGCUGCUGGGCCUUUUGGACUUGGUGGGUCUGGUGGGCUAGGCCGUGGUGGACGCGGUGGUGGACGCGGUGGGGGACGCGGGCAAGGCCGCGGUCGAGGCAGGGGUCGUGGACGUGGACGAGGUCGUGGGUGA
Messenger RNA from Diaporthe batatas, 1623 nucleotides. RefSeq lists its product as uncharacterized. Gene Ontology annotation, molecular function: ATP binding; protein kinase activity. NCBI's taxonomy places the organism in Eukaryota, Fungi, Ascomycota, Sordariomycetes, Diaporthales, Diaporthaceae. Gene Ontology annotation, biological process: protein phosphorylation. The coding region runs from base 1 to 1623 and encodes 540 amino acids. The transcript has 4 exons. The record is from RefSeq and is a predicted model, not a curated record.